Molecule: messenger RNA, 9045 nt
Organism: Besnoitia besnoiti
Lineage: Eukaryota; Apicomplexa; Conoidasida; Eucoccidiorida; Sarcocystidae
Exons: 24
Coding region: 1-9045 (3014 amino acids)
Biological process (GO): transcription initiation at RNA polymerase II promoter
Cellular component (GO): transcription factor TFIID complex
Molecular function (GO): chromatin binding; RNA polymerase II general transcription initiation factor activity; protein binding
Source: RefSeq, a predicted model, not a curated record
AUGGGAGAGGAGCUCAAGCUGCGCGAGCAGCGCAUUGACGUGUCUGUAGAGGACUUUCGAGAGAAAAUCGUCUAUGGCUCGACAUCGCUCUGCAUCGAAGUCGGGGCGGGGGCCGCGACCGCCGUCGCAGCCGCGUUGGAGGCGAGUGAGCAAGAGGAACAAGCGAGGGCGAGGCGCGACGGAAAACGCGAAGAGAGCGCGGCGCUGAAACCCGUCGUCCUGCCUCUCCAGGUCCCCCCCGCCUGCGUCGUGACCGGCAUAUGGGUGGAUGACCUGCCGGCUGUCUUCAGCGUGCCGCCCUGCGGAGAGGACGAAGACAGUUUUCGUUUGUCGUCUCUCCUUGGGGAUGAAGAUGGCGUUCACUUUGAUCUUCUGACUCUGAGACUUCGUGCCGCCAGAGAGACAGUGCGGCAUGAUGGCGAGAGGCAACUCCUGGUUCAGCUCCCCAACAAAACUGCGCGGCGAUUUCAGUCGCGCGCGAGACAGCGUCUGCGUAUUUCCGUAGACUUCAAGUUAGUGAACCCGACACACCGCCGCUCGUCGCUGUACUUCUCAGAGCACUGGCUGCGGCCGCCGCAGGGCAGCUACCGCCUCUACCGUCUCCUUCUGAGCUCGCAGGCGCCGGCGUCGCUGCCCUGGUUCCCCACGCUGCCGGCUGCGGCGUACUCGGCGCCGCCGCCCGACGCCGCGGCGCCGCAAAAGCCCGCGCAGGGGAGCAAAUCGGCAAAGGAUGGGCCUUCUGCCUGUUCGCGCUGCCGCUGGAUUGUCUCCCUGCAAGUUCCCGAAGGCAACGUGGGCGUGGCUCCCGGGCGGCUGGUCCAGCGCGCGCGGGUCUGGCGCCCAAGGCGGUCGAACGCCGCGGACGAGCCCGCGCGGGCCUUGGGGGGCGGGGCGGAGGGGGUCGCGGGGGCCGCGGUCCCGUCGCCUGUCGAGGCCGCGGAGAAGUUGCGUUUUGAGCGCUUUCUCUUCGUCGUGGAGCCGCCGCCGAAGAAGGCGAGCGUGCCAGAAUCGGGCAAGGCGGCGCGCUCGUCUUCGGCACAUGUGCCGCUGCUGCCGCCGCAGGUUGGGCUCUUCGCAGGGCCCUUUGUCGCGCUGGACGGUAACAGCCAAGAGGCGGUCGCGUACCCCGUGACAGCGGCCUCCAUCGGGCUCGCGAUGCAGCAGACGCCUCUGAAGAAGACGAAGGCGACCGACAGCGCGUUCGCCUUCUUCGACGGCGAGGAACCCCGGGGCGACGGCGACGACGCGCAGAAGGCUGAAGAAGACGCGCGCGACGCUGAGAAAGCCGACGAGGCGCGAGACGACGACGAGGAGGAAGACGACAACCGCGAGAAAAACCCAGACGGCGACGCCGGCGCGGAAUCGGGAGGCGACGAUGACAACGACAGCCUCGUCAGCGGCGUGCGAAGCGAGACACAUCCGUCGUCCGCGCCAGCGCCUCCGCCUGCAGCCGGCGAGGCGCAGGGCGCCGGGGUCUGCGCACCGACUGGCUGUCAAGGCGCUGAAGCGGAGGACGUGGAGCCCGAGGGAGAUAAAGACGCAAGCGGCCAGGAUGACGGCGCCACUAGCGCCUCGCAAGAGGCGAAGGGAGUCGACGUCGAGUCGGCGGAAAGUGAACGCCUCGCCAAUGUGCCUGUCGUCACUUACGUCACCCUAAAGGGCUUCGAGAAUCUUAUCAGCCCCACUACUGCUACCAUCCCGCUGUGCUUCCGCGUCUACUCCCGGGCCUUCGCGUCGCCUUCGCCGUUUCCCUCUCUGCUUUUUCUUUUUUUGCCGGUGGCGGUUGAGGGCGGACAGAGCUGGGCUCUGCCCUCGGUGUCUUCGCUCGAUGCCGCCGCGACAGCAGAGACAAGCGACGAAGCCUCGCGGGGUCUCACCGAAGUCGCCGACACGUCCGCAGCGGACACGGCCAUUGGCGCCGACCUGAACAAAGGGCAGCUUCCGCAGUUCUACAUCUUUCGCAAUCUCCUCGUCUUUCCCUUCGAUCUCCUGCAUACCGAGGAGCAAGUCGGGGUGGACGAGAGCUGCUACGCCGCGCGCAUUUUGAUCGCCGAGGGCCUAGCGUCUGCGUGGCUCGACAUCUUCACGUUCUUCUGGUGCUGCAGCGACCAGAAGAAACAAAUCGACGGCUUCUCAAUCUUCCUCGGAACCGUCAAACUCCUCGUGGAUCUCUUUAUCCAGGCGAAUUUUGGUUCAGUCGAGUUGAAGGUUCGUCGGUGGGAGCGGCUGCUGCGGUACGUGGCGCUCGUGGAGGCUGGCUGCGAGGAGUUUCCUCUCGACGCGGGUUCGCUGUCUGCCUCUGCGCCGCUCGCGCAGGCCUCCGUCUCCACGCUGGUGCCCGGCGUCAGCCAGCUGCACUUCUCAGAGAUUUACCAUCUGAAAAGCAGCAUCGCCUUCCACGCGCUUGACCGACUGCUGGCCUCGCAUUCGCUGCUCCCCAGACAGUUCUUCUUCCAGUUCCUCAUGCGCAGCUACAUCCCCCUCCUGGGCCGGAAGCGCGAGCCGCCAAACACCGACCGAUUCUGGAAAAAACUCCUCUUCCAAGUUACGCUGCAGUACAUCAACUAUUGGAACAGGCGCCCCGUGAACAGCCAGGGCGGCCGCCAGCGCCUGCGCCUCAAGGAGAAGAAGAAGAAGACUUGGGGCGUCGCGGCGCUGGGGUUGCAGGUCGAUGGCGAAGAGCGCGUCGUGGACGUCAAUCCGCAGGACCAUGACGUGCUCACGCAGCUCGAAGAAGCUCUCGUCUCGUUUCGCAGCGCGUUCAUCAGCGGGACGGGCUGUCCACAGCUGACGCUGUCGUUCAUCAUCCAGCUGCAGCGCAAGGGUUCCUCGAUGGACUUUUUCAACUUCUACCUCGACCUCCUCUCGCUGCAGCCGCCGGCGUCGCUCGCCACCUCUCUGGCGCUGCCUCGCGCGUUUGCGCGCCUGCAGAAGUCCGUUGAAAAGCGGCGCGCCCGCGGCCGGGAGACUGCGGCGGAGCUGCAGGCCGCUGAGGCACUCGCCUCCUUCUUCUUCACUCGGCGCGACCCCGACCGGCGGGGCGGAGACGACGAGGCGCUGGAGCCCAAGGCCCGCGCCGGCGGCGCCGGGGGGCGCCCGUCCCGGCCGAAGCGGAGGGAGCAAGAGAGAGAGAGAGACGCCGCCGAAGAGGAGCGUCGGCCUUCGUUCUUCCGCGCAGAUUUAGCGGGCCUGGCGGCCUUCAACCUCUGGCAGGCCUACGAGAUCUGCCGGGUGCGACAGCAGGCGGGCGUCGACGUCCUCUCGGCGGCGCAGGACGCGAGCCCGCUCUCGAGUUGGGAGCUCCUUCUGCAGCGCAGCCUCUUCCCCACGCUCAAGCUCGCGCACGCCGCGUCGCCUCCGCCCGUCUCGGCGGCGUUUUUAAGCCGUAGCUUUUGCUGGAGUGAGCAGCAGACGCAGGAAUUCUUUGCGCGUCUCGUCUUCGCCUUCUGCGUGCCGCCAGGCGCCGACGGCGACCGCGGAAAGGCGCCUCAGGGCCUCAAGGUGGACGGAGGCCAGCCGGCCGCUCAGGGUUGCGACGACAUGCGCGGACGCGCCGCCUCACCGGAGGGCGCCUCGCCCUGCGCGGCCGUUUUUUUUUCUACGCUCGCCGCGGCUUCGUCCUCGUCGCGGGCCGCCGGCUCGCCGUCGCCGGCCGGCUUUCUUGCGCAGGUGCUUUCGGUGUCGCUUCCGCGCGUGCGAGACGCGGCGUCGUUUCUGCUGCUUUCGCCGGGUGCCUCGCUUUCGGCGCUGCUGUACCUGCCGCAGCGCGUGUACGACCCCGUUGACGUCGUGGGGCGGGACGGCAACUUCAUCCUUGGCUUCGGCUACUCGGGGGAGACUCCCGCAGUCUUCAACGCAGGCCGCGGCGGGCUGUGGGCGGCGACUCGCGAGGCGCUCAAGACGCUGCAGCGGAAGGGUGAGCGCAGGCGGCGAAGCGCGGGCCGCAGGCGGCGCAAAUUCGGCAAAGGCGAGCGCGAGGAGGAGCGCGACCUCGAGCGGGACGACGACGACGACUCAGAAGAGGAAGACCUCGACGGGAAAAAGCGGAGGCGCCGCCGCGAGAAAGAGGAGGACGACGACGCACUCGAGCCGCUGGGGCUCGACGGAGGCAAAGCCGCGGGCGAACUCGGCGAAGGCGACGAGGAGAGGCGACGCGACGCGCUCGGAGCCGAGGGCGCCUGGGACGAGGAGGGCAUCACCGAAGAAAAAUUCGCUGCUGUCUGUGUCGACAGCGAAACCGCGCCUCCGACACUUCCAGUCGUCACCACCGGCGGCCUGCCGUUUUGGGCCGUUUUGCUGCACCAGCGCGAGCACCUCUCGCGACUUCGUUUUCGCCUGCUUGCCCACGCAACGGCGGCGCGGGGUGGCACCGCCCGUUCGGCGUUUUCUCCCUCUUUUUUCGCGUCUGCCGCCCGCGGCAAGGACGACGCGCUGCUGCUGUCGCCCGCAAACCUCGGCGCGCUGCUCUGCGCGUCAGUCGGCUACGAGAAAUACUGGCUACCCGCCCUCUGUUUGCAGGUUGUGGAGGACGACGGCAUUCGAACCUCCAUCGUUCGCCUUCGCGAGGGCGUCCUCCCGCUCAGAUUCGCCCUUGACCCGCGCGCCGAACGAGGGAGAAAGAAAGUGGCGCUGCGCGGCGACCGCGCGCUCCACGGCACGUCCAGCAACAAACUGAUGAUGAAGGCGGCGGACGCAGCGGCUGCGGCGACCGAAGCGCCGGCGGCAGCCGCCGCGGCCGCGUCGGGCGUGAGCGCAGUCGAGGGCGUCUCGCCUGGAGGCGCGACCGCGUGCGGCGCGGACGGGCCCGGCGCCGGGGGACGCGCCGGCGGAGGCUUCGCGGGCGCAGACCAGAUCCGGUUCACGGGGGAGCUGAGCGCGAGCGACCGCGGGCUGAUCGAGGCUUUGAAGCGCUGCGUGGUCGCGAAACACCCUUCUCUGCUCUCGCUGGACAACCGCUCUCUCGUGGCGAAAAUAAAUAGUAAAACCAAGCUGCCGGUGCUCUGGCUGCGCGCCGACCCGAUGCAAGUCUGGAUAGGCCGCAUCCGGAGGUGUCAGAGCGGCAGCAUGUGGGAACAGCAGCUGCUGAAUGACGUGAACAUCUACGCGCAACUCGAGGCCGCGCUGGCGCUGGGACGCUUUCGCGCGGGCGACGACGUGCUGGGCACGCUCUCCGAUCCUCCACAGGGGUCGGCGGCUGCGCUGCCGCACCACCUGCCCCGGGGCGAGCGCGGGGAACUCGCCGCGAACUUCCUGGCAGGCGCCGACGCGCUAGCCAGAGACGCAGUCCAGGCGCUCUCCCGCGCCCUCGCCUCGCACCGCUGGCAUCCGUUUCUCAGGUCGCGCGUGGCGUAUGCGCUCUGCUUCCUGCACAACCGCGUGCGUAGCGAGCAGCUCGCCGUCUGGUCAGCGUUCGUCGCCUACAUGCACACCUUCCACUACGACAAUCUAGGCGAGGAGGACCGCAUCCAGCACGCCGCGGCGCGCAUGUCGCUGCUAAACGCGGGGGGAGGCGGCGAGGCCUCGGCGUCGCCGAUGCUCCAGCGGGCCUUCUCCCCCGCGAGUGCUGAAGAUGGCCGCGGCGCAUACGGCGACCGCGCGGCCCUGGCGGGCUCGCCGACGCCCCAGGGGGGCGAGGGCAUGGGCGGGACGUUCUUCCGCAUCGGCGAAGUCGCGGCCUCCACCCCCGAGAUGCGCUUUCUGCGGCAUUUCUACGCGGCAGUCUCGCUGCUUCGCGAUGCCGACGGCCUGACCCGCCCUGAAGCUAUAGAGAUGCUUCUUCAGCCGCUGGUGUCGACAAACACAGGCGGCUCAUCGCCCUCGGAGUCGCAGGUUUCGGGCCUUCCGGCGGCAUCGACUGCGGAGACUGAGCAGGAGGACGAAGCCGAGGCGGAGGGAUCCGCGUCGAGUCCGCUGGGCAGGAACGGCGAGGCGCCUCGAAGCAGCAAAGAAAAGGAAACUCACGACAAAGGAGCGAAAACGGCGUCAGUCGACCUUCUCUGGUUCAUCGCCUCCGUCGUCGACUGCUUCGGGAACAUCAAGUGUCCCUACACCCCGUACCCCGCGUACGCGGAGACCAAACACCCGUACUUCAGCUUUCUCUACGAGCAGCACAACCCGCUGGCGUCCUCUGCGGCUAUGAGGAACGGCGAGUCACUGCGAGGGCGAGAGGAAGCCCGCAGUGAAGCUGUUCGAGACGAGCGAUCUGCCGAAGGAACACACGCAGGGCAGUAUGGGCCUGCAGCGGCAUCCCCUCCGCGCCUGCUGGGGGAUGCGGCCUGUAAGUGCGCAGACCUGGGCCUUGGGUUCUUUCUUUCUGCCGUGCUCUCUCGCGCGUCGCCGACUCACAGCGCGUUCGCGUCCGACGCCGAGUGGGAGUCGUUCGUCACGCGGAACGCGCGCGGCGUGGAAGUUGCCUGGCUGAAUCUCUGGCGCGUCUUCCGGCUCGACAGCGUGCGCUCGCUUGCGUCGCCGCGGCACGCCAUCAGCUGCGCGUUUCUCCGCACGAUCAGCCGCCAGCCGACGCUGCGAGACCUCGCGCGGCGGCGUCUCCUCCGCGUCCCGUUUUCUCCUUUCUCGCGGCUCAGGCGCGAGGGCAGCGCGACCGUCGCGGGCGCGUCGCCGUCCGCGCCGCGCGCUCUGGUGCCGCAGCUGCUUCUUUUCCUCUCGGGAGAGAAGGGCGCGGCUUCGCGAAAGACGGCGCUCCUCUCUCAAAUUGAUGACCGCCAUCGCGACCUUUGGAGCAGCGGCGAAGAGACAGAACGCGACGAAGAGCCUGUGGAAGAACUCGAAGAGCAGACGCCGCUAGAUUUUCUCAUUUUUGUGCCGCUGCGCACCCACGACAUUUACCUCAAGGAGAAGGCCUACAGCGCCUACGAACUCCACUACGCGUACCACGACUUCGCGGUCCACAGAGAGGCGAUUCGCGCGCAGCUUCUCGUCUGCUGCGAGGGUGCGGUGCGCGUCUACCGUGUGCCGCUGACGUCUCCGCCCAGCGCGAAGGGGAGGAGCUCUUCGCGCGCCUCCGCGUCUGCGGCGGCCUCCAGCGACAGCUCAGUGCGGACGAAACGCGAGGCAGAGAGCGGCCGAGGCGCAGACGGUGGCGCGGACCGGGGGUGGGCGCCCUCAGAGCGCGGCGUGCAGGAUGCGUGGAGCCGGAGGGAGAGUCAAAUACGCGAACAGAGAAGAAACCUAGGAGGCUUCAACGAGGCGUAUACCCUCGUCUCGAAGUUCGUGUCGCCCGAGGAACAGACAAAGCGAGCUCAGUUGGGUUUGGGCAUCUACACGGCGCUGCAGUGUGCGGUGGAGAUGGAGAGACUUCUGCGGCACGAUGAGGCGCGUCUGCCGAUCACAAUCUGGGAAGUCUUCGUAGAAGUCCUCGAAGAGCUCCGCGUGCGCAGCCCGACGCUCUUCUUGCCCUUCUCGACGCACCUCGUCGAGCUCCACUCGGGAACGUGCCCGCCCCCCCUGCAGGCCCCGCGCGAGACUGAGUCUUCGGCGGCGAGUUCGCAAACGGCACCGGGGGUCUCGACCCCCUGCGCGUCUCGCGGCGUGUCCUUCUGCAGCGACGCGGCGGGCGCGCAUCGCCCGGCCUUCUGCGGCGCCCUCGGGUGCCUUGGUCCUGCCUGUUCGCCGCUGAUUCCCGCGACGCCGCUGCCGCCGUCCCUGCGGCUCGCCCUGUCUGGCGAGGCGGAGGGCGCUGCGAGCUCCGCGGCUUCCCUCUCUGCGCGCCUCCAGCAGCAAGCGCUGUUGCAGGACCACGUGAUCAGCGUCGCGCUGACGGUCAGCCAGGCCGCCAGCGCCUACCUGAGUUGCUACCUCGCGAGCGAGGCGCGGGCGGCGGCCGCGGGGAACCGAGCGGCCUUCGCGCAGAAGCUGGGCUACGCGCAACGCGUGCAUGCGUUCCUCUUUGGCGUCGAUCUCCCCUUCGCCAUGCACCCGGGACCUGCGCAGCUCGCUAGAUACGCGUGCGGCGCCGCGUGCAGCGCAGACCCUGCGGAAAGCGUCUCCGCAGCGGCGGCUGCCUGGGCGCCAAGCGACGGCGCGUCUCCGCUCUGGUCGUCCGCGCCGCGGCCGGGCGCGGCCGCGGGGGUGGCGGCUUUCUGUUUGACGCCAGAGCCCGGAGGCGACGAGGCGGCGACGUCGCCGGCACCAGAGAAGCUGAUUCGUCUGGCGGGCGCGGGCGAGCUGUGCGCAGUCGACGACGACGCGGCGGCGGAGUACGCGUUGUGCCUGCAGGCGGGCUCUCGGCAGCGAAAGAUGUGGACGUUCAAGCGGAAAUACAUGGACAACGCGCAGCACACGGCGCACUGGGUCGACGUGGCGAUUGAGGCGGUGGGCGCGCUGAUGGAGAUGCCCGAGGCCGUCUGGUUCGUGCCAGACCCGGAGACGACCGUGAACGAGUACCGAGCAGUGAUUCAGGAGCCCAUGUGGCUAAAGAAAGUCCAGGCAAAGCUGAAGGCGCGCCUCUACAAGCUGCCGUACCACUUCAAGCAGGACGUCGCGCUGAUCUUCCGCAACGCACGGACCUUCAAUCGCCCAGAAGACCGGCCCUACCGCGACUGCUGCGUAGUCGAGCAGAAAUUCAACCGCCUCUGGGGCUGCAUCAACCAGGCCUUCCAGCGCGCCGCAGCCAAGUCGCAAAAAACGGGCUCCGACCUGGCUGCGCAGCGGCAGACGGUGGGUCAUUCCGCCUCCGCGUACGCGGACGGCGCAUCUACGGUGGGCGCCGGCAGCUACCCGCAGAGCCACGUGCACAGCCAGCCCCCGCAGAUGAGCUACGAGCAGCAGCUGCUCGCGUCGACUCUGACCGUGAACGGGACUCUCGCGGGGGGCGGCUUGGGCAUGCAUGCUCCGCGCGAGUAUGGCGACGCAGGCGGGGUGGGCGUGCCUUCGCUCGGCGCGCCGCUGCACGUGCCUGACGCUCACGCCGAGGCGCUCGCGGGUGCAGUGUUCUACGGACAGCCCGCGCAUCUGGGGGAAGACGGCCUCCAGUAUGGCUUCAUGCCACCGGGAAUGCCCCCGUCGCGACCCACGACAGACUGCUAA